AACUCAUUAAGUCAGAUUACUCCUACAGCAUUAGAUAUGUCAUCAGCUAUUUAUGAGACAUCCAUGGUGCCAUUGAAGGCAUCUGAACACCAUUCAAUGCUGACUCUCCAUUUGCUCACACAACAAUCAAUACUAACUUAUACAACAAGCAAACGGCAUAAUUUCAACAAAACAAUUGCAGAAUUUGCCAAAACACCAAAAGCAUCCUUCUAAGGCACCUAUUGAACCAAAAACAUAGAACCAAUAACUUUCCCAACUAAUGCCAUUGAAACAGAUCCACCUCCAACCUCUGUGGACUUUCCUUCCUUCCUUUCUCUUCAAGUCUCAACAUAAAAGCAUCCAUUCACCAACUAAAUCAACAAACGGUGGUUCAAUUCUUCUCUUGCUCCAAUCCCACCAAAUGAGACCAACACUAACUCUCCUUCCCCUGCUCUUAUGCUGCAUCUUCCUCCUCCGCACCAUAAAAUUAGUCACCAAACUCUCCACUUCUCCACAUCAAACACAUUACAGCAAAAAUUUCUCCAUUUCUUUCAACAAUGGCUGCAAUCUCUUCCAAGGUAAAUGGCUACUCGAAGAACCGAGCUCGCGGCCUCUGUAUACUGAACAAAGCUGCCCUUACUUGACAAGGCAGGUGACCUGCAGGAAGAAUGGGAGGCCUGAUUCAGUUUAUCAGAAAUGGCGAUGGAAGCCAUAUGGCUGCAACUUGCCUCGUUUUGAUGCAUUGAUGCUUCUCCACAGUCUGAGGAACAAAAGGCUUAUGUUUGUGGGAGAUUCUAUACAGAGAACGCAGUGGGAAUCUAUGGUUUGUCUCCUUCAAUCUGCAGUUCCGGAUAAGAAGAAGAAGCUUGUUUAUAGAGAUCCACCCAGGAAAGUUUUCUUGGCAAAGGACUACAAUGCCUCGAUCGAAUUCUACUGGGCGCCAUUCAUUGUCGAGUCGAACAGUGAUCAUGCAACAAAGCACAGGGUGCAGAAGAGGAUGGUGAGGCUGGAUUCAAUUUCCAAACACAGCAGGCAAUGGGAAGGUGUCGAUGUGCUGGUGUUCGAGAGCUAUGUUUGGUGGAUGUAUGCGCCUCUCAUCAAUGCAACAAUUGGAUCUCAGGAAAUGAAAGAAUAUGAUGUGCCAACAGCUUACAGAAUAGCACUGAAAACUUGGACUGAUUGGAUUGAAUCAACACUCGAUCCUCAAACCCAGAAGGCAUUCUUCAUGACUCUUUCUCCUACUCAUCUUUGGAGCUGGGAAUGGGGAGGUGGGAGAACUGAAAACUGCCAUAAUGAGAGCUACCCUAUAAAAGGGCCAUUCUGGGGAGCAGGAUCAAGUCUGGAGAUCAUGGGAGCAGUGAAAGAUGCAGUUCAUAGAAUUAAAAGGAUAAAUGUAACAAUUCUGAAUAUCACACAGCUAUCAGAAUUCAGAAAGGAUGGCCACACUUCAGUUUUCACAGAGAGAAGAGGGAAAUUAUUGACAGGAGAGCAGAGAGCAGAGCCAAUAGUUUAUGCAGAUUGUAUCCAUUGGUGUCUUCCAGGUGUUCCUGAUACAUGGAAUGAAAUUUUGUAUGCUUAUUUGAUAUAUCAGAAAUUCAGAAUACUGACUGAUUCAUAG
Messenger RNA from Dendrobium catenatum, 1597 nucleotides. RefSeq names its product protein trichome birefringence-like 31. The record is from RefSeq and is a predicted model, not a curated record. Gene Ontology annotation, cellular component: Golgi apparatus. The coding region runs from base 260 to 1597 and encodes 445 amino acids. Lineage: Eukaryota; Viridiplantae; Streptophyta; Magnoliopsida; Asparagales; Orchidaceae. The transcript is spliced from 5 exons. Gene Ontology annotation, molecular function: O-acetyltransferase activity.